AUGGCCCAGGUAUACAGGAAUACAUAUUACGAUAUCUUGCUUGGCAGGCGGCCGGCAGUUGUGACCUGGAUUUGCUGCACGCUAGAGUCCUUUCCGAAAGCCUUUGAUACGAUGGCUGUCCCUGCCGCUUCUGCCGCUUCUGCUGCCAGCCGCCAGCUAAACAUGAUAGCACGAGAAUGCCCGACACAGCAUGGCACAAAACACCACGUGCUUCGCACGACGGUGCAGACGUCGAUUCCGGCACGCAGCAUAAGCGCGGCACCGGAGAUGUCCAAGCAGCGCAACUUACGAAAAAAGGCUCUGUCAGAGGAGCCCGAGAGCGGCCCAGAUGGCGAGGGCGAGGUGGAAUACCAGAGCGCCCGGCCAGCCGCGGCCAGCCGGGACAAGAUGACCGAGACCCGGCUCAUGCAGCAGCUUCGGAAGAGGGCAGCAGGUGCCAGUGCUGGGGCAUUGGCCAUGGGGCUGGCGGGGCCAGGGAUAGGGCCCAACAGCGGCGGUGGCGGGGGUGGGGUCCGUGCUGGCUCAACAGAGCCCCAGUCCGCAGCAGAUGAAGGACCUUCCGAUGCCGGGGGCACGGCGCCCGUCAUGGAUACCUACGUCAAGGCCAAGUCCAUAGCGACGCAGCAGGACGAGGAUGCGCACAUGCAAAAGUACAUAGAGGAGCAGUUGGCGGUGCGACUGGGGAAGACGGCCGCGCAAGUGUCCGAAGAUGAGGAGCUGGACCCGGAAGCAAAGAAGAGAAAGAUUGAGGCGGAGCUGUACGCUGUGCCUGCCGACUUCAAGAAUACUCUGGAGCAGGAGGUUGUGCUGCCCGGUCUAGUGUCCACUCUAUCGGAGGUGCCGCUGUCUGCCCGGGACAAGUUGGCCAGCAUCGAGGCAACGGAGGCGCUCAAGCGGAAGCUGCUGGCGAAAGUGGGCGGGAGCACGCUGAUCCUGGAAGAGGAGGAGGAGGCCCGAGUCCAUGACGCAGCACGCAUCCGCCGGGGCCAGUUCGUGAAGCAGUUUGGUCCGGUCCCCCCUAAGCGGCAUCUCACCCCAGAGCAGAUGGAGGCGGAGGCGCGGAAACGCAAGGUCAUCAGCGACCGGCAUCCCUGGGUACCCUCGGCCUCCCGGAACAAAGGAGCUGCAGUAGCAGCGGGAAGAGAUGCCGCUUACAUCAGUAGAGAUGCGACAUCCCCGCGUGUCAAGGCAAUCAAUGAGAAAAGGGGAGAUGAGCAAUGGGCUGGACUGGGGCAAGAUCCGUCCGACGCCACGAGCACCCCGGACCCGCCACGGCAAUGGGUCUUCACCUCUACAGAGCACAUCCCCCGGGCAGUGGAAUACAGGACAACGGCCCCAGGAACUGCCUUCGCCGCAAGGACUGCCAUAGUCUUCACCUCUGCCACCGGGGGACCUUCCUUUUGCAACACCACCGUGUCGCUGCCGUACGUAUGUUUGCAAGUUGUUCGCCGUACGCACGUGCCAGCAGUGGCAGCUCUCGAAGGCGCUUACCUUCGGUACUUCCAGCGCCAGCAGCAGCAGCAGCAGCCCCAGCAAGACCGCGGUGUGUCCUCAUCUUGCAGACCCAGGUUCAUGUGGCAGAUGACGAGGUGCAAGCAAGGAGGACGCGUGUGUUCGGACACGUCAGCGUGUGACGUGUCUAUUGCCGUGCCACGGCGUGCAACUAUGCCACGACGGUACGACACCUAG
Messenger RNA from Volvox carteri f. nagariensis, 1689 nucleotides. RefSeq lists its product as uncharacterized. Gene Ontology annotation, biological process: mRNA splicing, via spliceosome. Gene Ontology annotation, cellular component: spliceosomal complex. Bases 1 to 1689 code for a protein of 562 amino acids. NCBI's taxonomy places the organism in Eukaryota, Viridiplantae, Chlorophyta, Chlorophyceae, Chlamydomonadales, Volvocaceae. The transcript has 10 exons. The record is from RefSeq and is a predicted model, not a curated record.